CUAACCAUUCUUUCUUACGUCAUUCACAUGCAUAUCAAGACGUGACUGGUGACAGAUAGACCCAGAGACAGGUGGAGGCAGGCUUCGUUUUACUAUCGUGAUUUACGCGCGCCUUUCUUAAAUAACAAGAUGAAAUCCAAGGCAGAUUUGUCGACUGAAACUGCAUGGAAUCAAUUGCAACAAUAUUUCGACAGUAAUGGCCCGAAGAUUAACAUAUAUAAUAUGUUCCAGCAAGAUAAUAAACGCUUCGAAAAGUUUAGCUUGGAACUUGCUACUCCACAAGAUGGUCCUAUUUUAUUAGACUACUCCAAAAAUAGAAUUAAUGAAGAAGUAUUUGGUUUAUUAUUGAAUUUGGCUCGUGCACGGGAGAUAGAAGCUGCAAGAAAUGCUAUGUUUAGUGGUGAAAAAAUCAAUUUUACAGAAAAUAGAGCAGUUUUACAUAUUGCUUUGCGCAAUAGAAGUAAUACACCGAUAUUGACAGAUGGAAAGGAUGUGGUGCCUGAUGUUAAUGCGGUAUUGGAGCAUAUGAAGAGUUUCACAAAUGAGGUAUUGACAAAACAGUGGAAAGGUUUUACUGGUAAACCUAUUGAAGAUGUAGUUAAUAUUGGAAUUGGCGGCUCUGAUUUGGGACCGCUCAUGGUAACGGAAGCUUUAAAAGUAUAUAGCAUUGGACCCAGGGUUCACUUUGUCAGCAACAUAGAUGGUACGCAUAUAGCAGAGACCCUCAAGAAAUUAAAUCCAGAGACAACUUUAUUCAUAAUAGCUUCUAAGACAUUCACUACACAAGAAACUAUAACCAACGCAACUUCUGCCAAGCUGUGGCUUCUGGAAGCAUUGAAAAAUGAAACUGCAGUGGCGCGUCAUUUUGUCGCAUUAUCUACUAAUUCGCAAAAAGUAAAAGAAUUUGGCAUUGAUGAGAAAAACAUGUUUGGUUUCUGGGAUUGGGUUGGUGGACGUUACUCUUUAUGGUCAGCUAUUGGUUUAUCAAUCUGCUUAUCAAUUGGUUUUGAUAAUUUUGAAAAACUUUUAAGUGGAGCUCAUUUUAUGGAUCAACAUUUCUGCACAGCACCACUGGAAAAAAAUGCACCUGUCAUAUUAGCUUUACUCGGUAUAUGGUAUCACAACUUUUACAAGGCUGAGACGCACGCGCUCUUACCAUAUGACCAAUAUCUACAUAGAUUUGCUGCUUACUUUCAACAAGGCGAUAUGGAGAGUAACGGCAAAUAUGUUACUCGCGCUGGGAAGACUGUAAAUUAUUCCACUGGUCCGAUCGUAUGGGGCGAACCAGGCACUAACGGUCAACACGCGUUCUAUCAGUUGUUGCAUCAAGGUACAAGACUUGUACCAGCGGAUUUUAUAAUUCCUGUUCAGUCUCAAAAUCAAGUUCAAGGUACUUUGCACCACAAAAUUUUACUCGCGAAUUUCUUUGCGCAAACUGAAGCUUUAAUGAAAGGCAAAAACGAGAACGAGGCUCGGACUGAAUUGCAGAAAUCGGGAUUGGGUACUGAACAGGUGGAUUUACUAUUACCGCAUAAGAUGUUCGAGGGAAACAGACCAACGAACAGUAUCGUAGUGAAGAAAUUAACUCCUUUUAUUCUCGGUGCAUUGAUCGCAAUGUAUGAACAUAAAAUCUUUGUACAGGGUAUGAUUUGGGAUAUUAAUUCGUAUGAUCAAUGGGGUGUGGAAUUAGGGAAACAGUUAGCCAAAGCUAUAGAACCAGAGUUGGAUAGCACAGAAACUAUAACAACUCACGAUUCAUCAACAAAUGGUUUGAUCGCGUUUGUUAAACGUCACAGAACCUAAAGACCUAUUCAGUGGUAUGCACUGAAGAUAUUUAAAAAAGGUAUAACUGAACAUAAAUAACCCAAUUGCAAGUUAUAUCAGAAUUUAUGUAUUUUGUAUAGUUGGUGGAAAGAAAUUAUGAGUACAUACAUGUAAUCAGUGAUAUCUCUGACUAUUUCAGAGAUGAAUUAAUCAGAACGAAAAAUCGAUUUUUAAUAUUUAAAUAACGAAUAUGACAUGUAUCACUCGCUGCAUUACGUAUGUCAAAAUUUCCUUGGUCUUAUUGUGGAAUUAUGCAGUGAAUACUUAUUCAUAGUAAUGUUUGUUGUAUCUUUUGUUGGCGAUAUUUAUAUUAAAACAGGAUGAAUGCAUCAAAAAACAUACCAGCUCUCUUAAAAAAAAUUAAUCUAUUAGAAAAAAAUGACCUAAUAAUGCUUAGCCCAACAAAUUUAUUUAAUAU
Messenger RNA from Harpegnathos saltator (Jerdon's jumping ant), 2242 nucleotides. RefSeq names its product glucose-6-phosphate isomerase (gene Pgi). The transcript has 11 exons. Gene Ontology annotation, molecular function: monosaccharide binding; carbohydrate derivative binding; glucose-6-phosphate isomerase activity. Gene Ontology annotation, biological process: glycolytic process; glucose 6-phosphate metabolic process; gluconeogenesis. NCBI's taxonomy places the organism in Eukaryota, Metazoa, Arthropoda, Insecta, Hymenoptera, Formicidae. The record is from RefSeq and is a predicted model, not a curated record. The coding region runs from base 130 to 1803 and encodes 557 amino acids. Gene Ontology annotation, cellular component: cytosol.